AUGGAAUCGACCGUCCACGAGCGCCGGCCGACUACCAAAGAUAUCACCGAGCUCCAAAAGCUCUCGACCAAACCGCCCACGGAUCCCCAUCUCAAACAUGGAGUUCCUAUGCAGCUCUUGCGCUCGGUUUUAUUGUCAACAUGGUUCAACUGCUGUGUACUUGUGAUUUGUGCCACACAGAUAGUUGGAUUGCCGCUCUAUGUCAUCAAUAGACGGUACUAUUAUGCCUACAUGGCUUAUACCAAGCAGUGUUUCGCACUAGCCCUGACCGCUGUCACCGAAUGGAGCUCUCCGACCCUCAUUCGAGUGAGUGGAGAUGCCAGUGUGCGUGGUCAAAUCCAUCUAUCUAAAGAUGGACUGUUGCAAACUCGGUUCCCCGAGCGACUUGUCUUGAUCUCGAAUCACCAAGUGUACACCGACUGGGUAUAUCUCUGGUGGGUGGCAUACACGAAUGCAAUGCACGGACGGAUAUUCAUCAUCCUGAAGGAGUCAUUGAAGUACAUUCCCGUAGUUGGCACGGGUAUGAUGCUUUAUGGCUUCAUCUUCAUGGCCCGCAAGUGGUUGGCGGACAAGCCGAGACUCCAACAUCGUUUGGAGAAAUUAAAAACCAACUUCACGGGCUCGAAUUCGGCUCGCCCGACAUAUGAUCCCAUGUGGUUGUUGAUAUUCCCCGAAGGAACAAACCUGUCUAUCAAUACCAAGGGCCGCAGUGAUGCGUGGGGUAAAAAGCAGGGGCUGCCUUCGUUCAAACAUGAGAUCCUUCCUCGCUCCACGGGGCUGUUUUUCUGCCUCCAGCAAUUGCGUGGAACUGUUGACUGGGUGUAUGAUUGCACAAUCGCAUACGAAGGGCCACCGAAGGGAAGUUACCCGGACAAAUACUUCACACUCCGUUCCACAUACCUCCAAGGGCGUCCACCAACCUCUGUCAACAUGCAUUGGCGCCGUUUCAAGGUCUCCGAGAUUCCCCUAGAAGAUCAAAAAGACUUCGAAGCGUGGUUAAUUGAGCGUUGGUCAGAAAAGGACCAGCUUAUGGAUGAGUACUUUGAGACAGGCCGCUUCCCCUCUGAGUUGGCGGGAUCGGUCAAGGCUGAUGGCGUAGACAAGGGCCAAAAAAUUGCAGCAGAGGCUGGGUUUGUCGAGUCUUACGCUCGUCUACAUCACUGGCGUGAGCUCGGCUUGAUUUUCUUGGUGCUUCUUGGUGUUGCUUCUGUUUGUAAAGUGGUGACUAGCUGUUUACAGUAG
Molecule: messenger RNA, 1242 nt
Organism: Penicillium salamii
Lineage: Eukaryota; Fungi; Ascomycota; Eurotiomycetes; Eurotiales; Aspergillaceae
Source: the annotation of a GenBank genome assembly